Messenger RNA from Oryza sativa Japonica Group (Japanese rice), 3673 nucleotides. Its product is annotated as G-type lectin S-receptor-like serine/threonine-protein kinase SD2-5. Gene Ontology annotation, biological process: protein phosphorylation. Gene Ontology annotation, molecular function: protein serine/threonine kinase activity; ATP binding. The record is from RefSeq and is a predicted model, not a curated record. NCBI's taxonomy places the organism in Eukaryota, Viridiplantae, Streptophyta, Magnoliopsida, Poales, Poaceae.
UCAGUUGUUCACGUCAGAGAGUACACAUGAAAAAAAUCGUAUCCCAGUCGAACUAAGCAAGCCAGUCAUUACGAGUAUGAGCUUCCAGGUCAAAGAUGUACGAACAAGGCUUCUUUUUUCCAUCAAACACGAAAAUAAAACUCGAAAAGUUUCACUAAGUUUCCAUAAAAUAAAUUCUAGAGUGAAAAUCAGAGAAAGAAAGGAAUGACGGUCGAAUAGCAUUGCUUCUAGUAAGUAGUCACCGACCCAGUUUCUUGUUGAAAUAUACAAGUACAAAAUGUAAGAUUUGCAAACACCAGCAUCGAGAUUAUCAAAUAUGUCAACGGGAAGAACGACCGUGCGUGCAAAAUUCAUCAGGUUGCUGAUGUCGGUGAAGAAGUUGAACCUGCACGGUUGCAUGAGUGCGCUGCAUGACUACAAUUGGCUGCUAAUAACUAGUGCUCUACAUGACUACCUUCCAACAAUUUGUUUAAGUCUAUACUAACAAACCAAAGGCCCACUGAUUCCUGACCCAGUUUGUGCAGUAAGUAGUCAGCUGAUCAAACGGCACCUUGGUUUGCAGAAAUUACCUGGGUUAAUACACUCCUAUCAUUUUAGCAAAAGGAGGCAUGAGAAGCUAUAUGAUUGACUGCUUCAUGUAGCACAGAACUACAUUGAAAGGUGGCAGUGGAUAUCAAGUAUCAACAGCCGUCAGCAGAUUGUUUCUCCUGUGCAAAUUAUAUUAGCAUAAUGGGACUUGAGCACCACUAACUCUCCACUCAUCCAAUUGUCCAAUUGUUUAACCUGAUACACGAGCACCUGCCAUUGUACGAUGUUGCCUCCCAAAACAAGCUCCAUACUCCUAGCCUCUCAUCUGAGGCUCUGAAACCUUUCGUCUCAAACAAAAGAUCACAUAAUCUGUCCCCAUCUCCCAUCCAAGAAGAACUCACAUACCAACCAUGCCUUGGGCUGAAAGCUUGCUGUUCCUCCUCCUCUUGUUCUCGCUGCCCAUUCCCUUCUCCCAUUCUUGGUCCUUUGAUUAUCCCAGCCCCAUUGCCAACAUUAAUUCUCUUUGGACGAACAACAAUGCCACCAUCCCAUACAGUGCAACCUACCCAGAUGGUUCAACGAUCAGAGCGAUUCUUGUUAGGCAGAAUCCUACAUGGUAUAGUCCAUUCUUCGCAUGUGGUUUCAUCUGCACCGCUCCUUGCAAUGAUUUUCUCUUUGCCAUCUUCUCGGUGUCCGUUGGUGAUCCGAGCAACCCUGCCUUCAAUACCUCGUCCAUGCCACGGAUCAUGUGGACAGCCAACAGGUCCCGUCCAGUGAAGGAUAAUGCGUCACUCCAGUUCAAGGAUGGCAAUCUCAUACUGCGAGACUUCGAUGGUUCUCUGGUCUGGUCGACGAACACAUCGGACAGCCGUGUUGUCGGUCUGAAUCUUGCUGAAACUGGGAAUAUGGUUCUCUUCGACGCAAUGGGGAAGACGGUGUGGGAAUCAUUUGAGCACCCAACUGACACGCUCCUUCUUGGGCAGUCACUGAGGCAAGGGAAGAGGCUUACUUCAGAUUCCUUGGCAACAAACUGGACUCAAGGUCAGUUCUAUCUCACUGUACUUGACAAUGGUUUGUAUGCUUUCAUCGAAGCAGAUCCACCACAGCUCUAUUAUCAAAGAAGAUUCAAUAUCACUGAUGCCAUAGUUCAGCCAAAUAUGAACAUAUCCUCUGAUGGAGCAAAGAACUACACGACUUACAUUUCCUUCUUAAAAGGUAGCCUGUCAGCAUUUGUUAGCUUCAACAAUACUGAUAUCAAUCUAUUCGAUAUAUCACUGCCGUCGCCAUCUUCAGCACAGUUCAUGAGCCUCGAGAAUGAUGGGCACUUGAGAGUUUAUAGAUGGGAUGGUACUUCGUGGAAACCUCAGGCUGAUGUUCUGCAUGUGGAUCUUGAUGAUUGUGCAUAUCCCACAGUAUGUGGAGAUUAUGGUAUCUGUUCCGAAGGACAAUGCAGUUGCCCGAGUCGGAAUUCUGGGGAUGAAGAUCAAUUUUUCCGCCAAUUGGACAACCGGCAACCUAACAUGGGCUGCUCCCUAGCAAUUCCUCUGUCUUGUGACUUGACCCAAUAUCAACAGCUUCUCCCCCUCCCAAAUGUCAUGUACUUCAAUUUAGGACAAAAUUGGACCACCGACGAAUAUAGCUGCAAGGAGGCUUGCUUGAAGGCCUGUUCAUGCAAAGCAGCCUUUUUCAAGUAUAACAAUGUCUCUAAUGGUUCUUGCUACCUAAUGCCAAAGCUUUUCUCACUCAUGAAUUAUCAGCCUGAAGUAGUUGGAUACAAUUUAUCUGCAUACAUCAAGGUGCAAAUGUUACCUCCACCACCAAGAAGCAAACAAUUAAAUCCAUUAGUUUACCAUGUUGGUGCUCCUAUUAUAGUUGCAGUUAUCUGCAUAAUUAUUCUCAUCAUCAGAAGAAUAAUGAAAAGGAAGAUGGAUGAUGACGACCCAUUUAAAGGACUGGCUGGCAUGCCAACACGGUUCUCCUACAAACAGCUGAGAGAGGCGACUAAUAACUUUAGCAAAAAGCUGGGACAGGGAGGAUUUGGGCCAGUGUAUGAGGGAAAACUUGGAAAUGUUAAAAUUGCCGUCAAAUGCUUGCGUGAUAUUGGCCAUGGAAAAGAAGAAUUCAUGGCCGAAGUCAUCACCAUUGGAAGCAUCCAUCACAUCAAUCUUGUUAGAUUGAUAGGAUACUGUUCUGACAAGUUUCACAGGCUCCUUGUUUACGAGCAUAUGACCAAUGGGUCUCUAGACAAGUGGAUCUUCAGAAAGAACCCAAGAGGUACACUCAGUUGGGCAACUCGAUACAAGAUUAUACUGGAUAUUGCAAAAGGCUUGGCCUAUCUUCAUGAAGAAUGCCGACAGAAGAUUGCUCACCUUGAUAUCAAGCCUGGUAAUAUCCUCCUUGAUGACAAGUUCAAUGCAAAGAUAUCUGAUUUCGGUCUAGCAAAGCUGAUCGAUAGGGAUGAAAGCCAUGUCAUGACAAAAAUCAGAGGAACAAGGGGAUACCUAGCACCAGAAUGGUUGUCAUCAACAAUUACCGAGAAGGCUGAUAUCUACAGUUUUGGUGUUGUUGUGCUGGAAAUUGUGAGCGGAAGGAAAAACCUGGAUAACAAUCAGCCUGAAGCGAGCAACAACCUAAUCAAUCUACUUCAAGAGAAAAUCAAGGUCGGCCAAGUUCUAGAUAUAUUGGACAAUCAGAACGAAGAAAUCCAAUUACACGGGGAAGAAAUGAUAGAAGUGAUCAAGCUAGCAGUCUGGUGCUUGCAGCGCGACUGCAGCAAACGACCAGCCAUGUCACAGGUUGUGAAGGUCCUGGAAGGCGCGAUCGACACGGAAACAUCCGCAGGCUACGAUGCAGCUAGUAAAGAUGAUAUUAAUUUUGACGCUUCAUCCCCUCUGUCCCCAGCACCAGUGUCAGCACGAUGAAACUCUUUUUAAGUAGGAACACCGAUACUUGUUACAGUUUAGUUGCAGUACUGUGUGCAGUGUGCUAGUGUGCAUCUCAUGUAAAUUUGUCCCUUGUAAUAUGUAACAUCCUCAUCAAUGUGUGAAUGAAUGAAAUAUUAUAACGAUUUUAUUAUCGAGCUAUUUCAUGGUUUCCCAAGUAACAAGACGAACAGCAAAGGUAGCAUGUGAAGGGCUAGGGAAAA